This is a messenger RNA of Symbiodinium natans, 711 nucleotides long. NCBI's taxonomy places the organism in Eukaryota, Dinophyceae, Suessiales, Symbiodiniaceae. The record is from the annotation of a GenBank genome assembly.
AUGGCAAGUUGGGAAGGCCACUGCUCCGUCUCCCUCGUGGUGGACUUUCCGACUGGGCCAUAUUCGACUCUCUUCUCCUUGAAGUCAACCCAUGUGCCCAACCCGAAAGACUUUCCUCUUAGCGUCUUCUGUCUCAUUUUGGAACGCAGAAGCCGCGUUGGCAAGUACAAGGGCUGCGUUGUCUCCGGAUACAAGCACGGCAAGAAUGCCAAGCGGAAGAUUCGACAGAUGCAGGCAAGCAAAGAUUUCGCGAUCAAGAAGCUGCCGUUUGAGCGGCUGGUUGACGACGUUGUCAAGGAUGUGGUUUGGUACAAGAAUGCCGAGCGCCAGCCAGGGGGAAGGCUCCCCACGAAGUGCCGAAAGUGUCGGCCGAGGCGCUGGCGUGUUGCAGGAGAUUGGGUGUGCACAACGCCUGCCUGCCUCGCCUACCCUGUCGGCACACGUGGGCGAGUGAGCAAGAUUUUGGAGAACGGGAACGUCCAGAUCAUUCUUGAGGAGUCUCAGAAGAUGGUCGCGCUGGAAGACUGGCAAGUAGAGGCCACCGUUUUUUUCUCAGUGGGGGAGGGGGGUGGUGAGGAGGCUUGUUUUGGAAGUCAGGCAGACAAGAAGGAAGCCGAGCCUCGGAAGGUUCGAAAGCUGAUGGUGAAGGCGAAGGCCUCGCCGGCACCGAGCUUGAACACCUUUGAGGACGCGAUACCUUCUCACUCCUAA